Olea europaea var. sylvestris is the source of this 819-nucleotide messenger RNA. RefSeq lists its product as uncharacterized. The transcript is spliced from 4 exons. The record is from RefSeq and is a predicted model, not a curated record. Bases 31 to 819 code for a protein of 262 amino acids. NCBI's taxonomy places the organism in Eukaryota, Viridiplantae, Streptophyta, Magnoliopsida, Lamiales, Oleaceae.
UACUUACAAGUGUUAUCGCAGUGAGAGAAGAUGACAAAAUUAAAGUCAAAUAAAAGGCAUAAUCUAGCGGGUCUCGGAAUUGUGCCAGAGAAGCUAACUGAGGAUAACUUUAUAAGCUGGAAAAAUUGCUUGGCAAAUUAUUUGGUUGGGAAUGGGCUUUGGGGUGUUGUCUCUGCUCAGGAGAUUGAACCAGAUAAGACAAAUAUACAAGAGCAUGAAAAAUGGAAGAAAAAGAAUGCUUUGGCUUUGCAUGCAAUUCAACUUUCAUGUGGACAAGCAAUAUAUUCGAAGUUUAUAAAUGCCGACAUUAAUGCUGACUACGUAUGGACUCAGUUGGUAGAAAAAGGAGAUCACGACAAAGAAACUCGAGUCGACGAUAAUGGGUUGAGUGAGUACCUUGAAUAUGAGCCCCUAUACAAGGCAAUUAAAAAAGGCAAUUGGCAUGCUAUAGAAGGUUUCUUUCAGGAGAAGACACUGCCAUUUACUGAAAGUAUUUCAUCACACAAAGAGACAGCUCUGCACAUGGCAACUUUAUCUAGACAGACUGAAAUUGCGAAAAAACUUAUAAAUUUGAUGGGCCCAAAAGAGUUAGAACUGAAAAAUGAACAUGGAACUACGGCCUUAUCUUUUGCUGCAAUCUGUGAUUUUCAAGUGGCUAGUGGGGGUGUGAUAAGUGACAUCUCGGAUGACGUGUUCAGGGAUUUCAAAAAUUUUAUGGGGGUUUCUCUGUUUUGGAAGCUGAGACAAAAAGCUCUUGCCACAGGCCUUAAAAUCCGUAAUCAACAGGGAUAUUCUAGAACUUGGGCAGAGGUGGAUUGA